Molecule: messenger RNA, 3419 nt
Organism: Paramacrobiotus metropolitanus
Lineage: Eukaryota; Metazoa; Tardigrada; Eutardigrada; Parachela; Macrobiotidae
Product: AP-5 complex subunit zeta-1-like
Exons: 15
Coding region: 735-3107 (790 amino acids)
Cellular component (GO): AP-5 adaptor complex
Source: RefSeq, a predicted model, not a curated record
GCUUUUUAAGCCUUCCUAUUGAUAGAAACUAAAAUUUCUAAUUUCAAAUAAUAUUAAUUAUUUUCGUGCUUGGACUUGCGCUUAGGCACUGAAAAGCAACAACUUCCAAUGGAUUUUGUGGCAGAUUGGAUGUGUAAACGCUGCCACUGAGCACGACGCUUAAGUCCAUAAAAUGAACCGAAGUGCGUGAAUAGCACCCAUCCAAUCCUUCCAGGAGGAUUGGAUCAGCCGUGAUGUUUAGGUCAUGUCAGAGACUUGCAGCAGCAAGGCGUGUGACAACAAACGAAGCUACGCCCAUUUGGGAGGGUUGCUGCCAGCUGCUAACGGGCUGUCAGCCGCUGUCUACAAGCCUGCUCCAUAAUAAUUUUGACUGCUCCGCGGAUCCUAUCUUGUGUAUCUGUGGGAUUUGGAAAUCGAAAGAAAAUAAAGCGUAACCUGAUUGAGAGCUUCACUAAUUUUAAAGACCAAUCAGUUGUCUGAAGUCCAGGAACUCCAGAGUCAAUUGCUCCCUGUCGCUUGAGAAACCAACCAAGCGGGGCGGCGACUUCGUGCGUAAAGUGAUCCAGAAGCAGAACUGUAGACUUUCCUGUUCAUCUAUUUAAGUAUUUGGAACAUUUUUUAGCGUUUUGGAGUUAGAAAAUUGCAGAGGUGCUCAGGUGUUGCUUUUGUUUUCCCAUUCUGUUGACUGUUAUAAGCGUUACUGUAUUUAUGCAAACGAUUUUAUUUUUCGGAAAAUGGCUCUCUCAGGAGUGCACCAGAUAAUCACGAAAUACAGAAACCGUACGAGCGAUGAGCUCAACCAGUGCCUGAUAAAUCUGUGCCGACUCCUUUCUUCGUUUUCUACUAUUGACAAACAGACGGACGCAAUUGUCGUCUCCUUCCGAGAGCUGUACUUGAUAUUACUGACGAAUCGUUCAGACAAGAGAGUUCCUGAAAAUGUUAUCAUCCUUUGUUUGUCGGCUCUGCAAGACCUCAAAGCGAUUCAUCCACAGCUCCUGACAAUUGCCGUUGCCUGCUUAGCUGAAGUCAGUCCUUCGGAGACAGUUAAAAUCGAUGCAAAGUCGCUGGAAUCGCUCGAUGUCAGUCGCAUUCCAGUUUUUCUGCAUCUCUUGCGACAACAGGACCUGCCAGCUGAAUUCGGACGAUCAAACUGCGUUUUGUUGGCCAAAUAUUUAAACGAUGCAGUUACCGGGCCUGCAGCAAAACAGUCCGUUCUGGCGUUUUUCGUUAAUUUGUUUGCUGCGGAAGAUGAGAAAGUUUUAUAUGAAGAUUGCUACGAUUUGGUGUGCUGGUCGGUGGCGAAUUGGCUCAUCAAUGCAAGUACAUUCGAUGAAGCCCAGCACGAAAAAAGCAAACGCACCACCAAAUCGGUGGAGCUGUUGUCCGUUACGGAGUUGGAUGGCAGUACUCCGUCGGAGGCGUUCACCGUUCUUUGUUUGGCGCGCGCAUAUGCCGAGGAUCAGCAGAUGAGCAUCACGAGUUUUAUGCUCCUGUACGAAAUCCUGUUGACAUUACCUCUAAAAAACAUGAUGGAGGUGGUUCAGGAUGAAACUCUAGCGAUGCCUUUGGCAACUUUGCAAGGGCGUGUACGCUAUGUGUCUUUGGAAGAAGUGGCGUUCGAUUAUUGUUUGCGGUUGCUAAAGCAGUCUGAAGUUCGCCCCCUAAAGUCAUCGUACGAUUGCGAACUUCAGGAUGUGGUAUUAUCGGAAGCUGUUAGAAUUAUGGAUUUGUUGUGCUCGAGAGAUAAGAAGCUUGUGCGCAAGGCUUUCCGGAGUGUUCAAGACGUUAACGAUCGCGUCGUAAGGAAAAUCCAUAACAUGCAACUUCUGCUGAUAACCUUUCGUUUCAUGUUGAACCAUGGAGAUAGUGCCGAUUUCGAAUUGGAUAACUUGUGCCAUUUUAUGUGUUGCGACUUCCUGCCAGGCUCUGGAUUACUUGACAACAUUUUUGCCUCUGAAUUCAUUGCACUUUUGCGGGAUAACCGUUCCUUGGUUCGAAACCGCACGAAAAUGUUCUCGCGAUAUUUUCCUAGUUUAUUUAAAGUGCUAGCAUGGAAUCCUCGGGCCAACAUGCAUCUGUUUGUUGAACUCCUGGAAGUUAUUACUACUAGCACAACUUAUUUGGAGAUUUUCCAUAUGCUGAUUGAUCUCCCAUGUACAUCUGCGGCGUUGGAAGUAGCUUUGUGUGGAGAAUCUAGUUUCUUCACGUCCAUCCGGCAGUUGGCUACAGAUAAAUACAAGGAUGCUAGGCUAAAAUUUUAUUUCGAAUUUUUCCUUCGCAAUGAGGGCGGACGAGGCGAAACACCCGAUCAUCUGACUGAAUUUCAUGCCGUCCUGUCAGAUGUUACAGCUCAUCCAAGGGUUGUUUACUGUUCGCAGGCGAUUUCGGCUUUGAUGAGUAUUUACUUUUCGACUUCAACUGUGACCAGACUGGACCGCUUGAAUUCCAAAAAGCUGGCUAUUGCGAUCCUGGAUCGUAUGCAUUCUCUUUACCCCAGCUUUACGGACCUAAUGCAGAUGCAAAUGGUCAUGGCUGAUGGAUUCUGCUCCAUCAUUGCUCGGAUGCCGAACCUACUGAUAGAGAUAUACGAAAAGGUCACAGAUUAUAUCCUGAAAAAUCACUUCAUGUAUGCCACAUUCUUGACAUCUCUGGUUUGGUGUAUUGGAGAACGGAUUGAUGGCCGAGUGGGGUUAGACAAUACUAUGGCUAUGAGCAAAUUUUAUGAUGUUGUGGAACUGUUGACGUACGACAUUAUUAAAACGCAAUCGAAAAGUCUUGUUCAUAAUCCACAAGCGUGGAGUAUGGAUCUAUUCCAAGCUUCGCUUAAUACUAUGACAAGGUUAGGAGCACUAAGCAAGGAUCUGACACGGAGGACUGUGAUAUGCCUUAAUAAUAUUUGCAAAAAAACGCGAGAGCAUCCAGAUCAGCAGCGUUUGCUGAUAAUCGAACAAAUUAAUUCGCUCAUCAAAUUGUUGGAGCUCCCUAGCGUUACGGAUAUUGUGAUGAAUUUGUCUAUUUCGCCAGAACCGGAAGUGCUGGAGGCCAUUAAAGGGCUCAAAAGUGUAGCCGACGAAUACCAAGAACUUUCGGCUGCACAGUCCCCUUAAUGUUUUUGUUAAUGCUUUAUUCAACCUUUAGUUAUGAUCAUGUGCUAUGUUAUUUCUUGACACGCUGUGAUAAGAAGAGGUAUUUUGCUGCUGGAGGUGAUUAGAAAUCCGGACUGGUUUUUCCUCUCCUGAUUUGCUCAACGAUGAUAACCAAUUUUAUAUUUUGCUAAUUUUUUAAAGAUAAAUUUUGUGAUUCCCGUGUGGUUGCUCAAAUGCAAAAAAUGGGGGUGCCUCUGAAUGGCUUUGAUCAAUUUGUCAUUUUCUUUAUUGUAGUUUGUACACAGAAAUAUUUAUGUGAAAAAUCGGGUUAUA